Xiphophorus couchianus (Monterrey platyfish) is the source of this 3450-nucleotide messenger RNA. RefSeq names its product myelin regulatory factor like (gene myrfl). Gene Ontology annotation, molecular function: DNA-binding transcription factor activity; sequence-specific DNA binding. The transcript has 24 exons. Gene Ontology annotation, cellular component: nucleus; endoplasmic reticulum membrane. Gene Ontology annotation, biological process: protein autoprocessing; positive regulation of DNA-templated transcription. NCBI's taxonomy places the organism in Eukaryota, Metazoa, Chordata, Actinopteri, Cyprinodontiformes, Poeciliidae. Bases 303 to 3191 code for a protein of 962 amino acids. The record is from RefSeq and is a predicted model, not a curated record.
UCCACCUGACAGAUACAGGCGGUCCACAGACAGGCACCACAAACCAAUUUUUAAAAAAUAGCUAAACGAAGUGACUCUCUCGGCUAGAACCUCACAAGAAGAGUUUUGACAUUUGGUGUAUUGGUAGAAACUUCGAUUCUGGAGCUGAAUUCGCCCUCACACAUGGAUGGUACCUGAAGACGAGCGGGUUGGAUAAAUUUCGCCGCUGUCCGACUGACUGGCAGCCAUUUUGGAGACAAACCAGCAGUAGCUACAGGUGGAGAUCCUCCUGCCUCCUCCUUGUUCCAGCACAGCAGCGCCCCAUGCAUGGCAGCAUGGAGCCUGGAGCCAGUGGGCCACCGCUCCAGGUUCUUGGAGAGAACGAAGCACUGCAACAAUUCUUCAGCGGUCAGGACGUCAGUAGUGUGUUGGACAGCUCGGUUGCUGUCGACACCAGCAUCCUGGAGCAAUACCUCAGCAACGACAUGGACCCCAGCAACUUCAUGCUUCCUGAGUCUCCUCCUGACUCGGAGGCCUGUUCUCCUCCACAGAUACCAGAUCUCGGAUAUGAACGGUCCUGUUGGUCCAACCGUCCAGAGGCAUUUCAACCAGCAACGUACUGCCACUUUAAGAAUCGAGGCUCAACUCCCCUCGACUCUGACCGACUCAUUCAACCCACUUCCUGUCGGUUAAAAGAUGGUGGCGGCACACUCCACUCUGACUUUCUGACCCACAACCAGCUCAGUGGUUUGGGCCUCACAGACUCUUUUGAAAAGUCUAGGACUCCACCUGAUCCGCAUAUUCUACCGGUUCAUCAGGACACCAACCACCCACCUGAACACUACUUGAAUUCAGGAAGUAUUUUGCAAGGUUACACUCCACCCACACCUCCUUCCCCACCCUUACCUCCAACUAGUACCUACAUCUCCGCCAUGACUGACCAAGGUCUGGUCCAAAACCUCCCUGUGUCACCUUCGCACUGUGUGUUGGGUUCAGUCUCCACAUCGCAUACCUGUUCCCAGGACAGUAAAAAGAGAAGGAGAUCUGAGUCUGAGGAAUCAUUUGCAGCAGUUGAUGCUGCCAGUUGUGAAAGGGAUGGGACUCAUAACACUGGUGCUGAAAAUACUUUAAUUGGACCGGGUCAGAGUUCCUCCCAGUUGCUCAGAUGGGAACACUACAGGCGGGAACACUGGAGCACUUUAUGCAACACCAGCUACCAAACACUGGCGCCUCCUGAGUACCAUAUUGGUACGGAUAAAGGCUUUAACUAUUCUCCAGCUGAUGAAGCCUUUGUGUGCCAGAAGAAGAACCACUUCCAGGUCACAGUUCACAUUGGUGUGGCUGCAGAGCUGCAUUAUGUCAGAACACCCAGCGGUCUGCAGAAAAUCGACCACUUCCAGAUUAAAGUGUUUGGGAUUAAGCUUGAAACACCCAGCCAUGAGGUGACAAUAGAGCAGUCUCAACCUGACCGCAGCAAGAAGCCCUUCCACCCCGUCAGGGUGAGUUUACCUGGUGGCAAAAUAACCACAGUAACUCUUGGUCGACUGCACUUUAGCGAGACAACGGCCAACAACAUGAGGAAGAAAGGCAAACCCAACCCUGAUCAGAGGUACUUUCAGAUGGUGGUUGGCCUUUAUGCUGCCGUCAAAGACGAGACUUUCCUUCUGACUGGCGUGGUGUCAGAGAAGAUCAUUGUUAGGGCGUCCAAUCCAGGCCAGUUUGAGACGGACAGCGACACCUUGUGGCAGCGUGGGUCAGCGCCGGACGCCGCGGUCUGUCAUGGUCGGGUCGGUAUCAACACCGACUCCCCAGAUGAAGCCCUGGUGGUGUGUGGAAAUGCUAAAGUGAUGGGUGCCAUCAUGCAACCGUCUGACAACCGAGCCAAGCAGAACGUACAGGAGGUUGAUUCUGAGCAACUGCUCAAGAGAAUCAAUCAGAUGAGGAUAGUUGAAUUUGACUACACACCAGAGUUUGCCUCCAACAUGGGAAUAGAUCACACCCAUCAGACAGGAGUGAUUGCUCAGGAGGUACAGGAGCUGCUUCCAUCGGCGGUCAUGGACGUCGGUGACGUCGUCUGCUCAGAUGGAGAAGUGAUACAAAAUUUCCUCAUGGUUGAUAAGGAGCAGAUCUUCAUGGAGAACGUGGGAGCUGUACAGCAGUUGACGAAGCUUACGGACAACCUGGAAACUCGUAUCCAAGAACUAGAAGUUUGGAACCGCAGACUAGCAAAGCUGAAGAGCCUAACAGGCAGUCUGCGCUCCAGCAGCAGUAAAGCUCAGGUCAACAUUAGCGGGUCAGUGCCACCAACCCCAGACCCGGGUAGAACCGCAACCACUCAGAAAAACGUCUGGUGUCAGAAACUCGUUCACCUUCUUCAGAAUAAAAUCUUCCUGGCCAGCGUCUUUACCUUCCUGAUCACUAUGGCUAUCUGUAUAAUCUCCGUUUCAGUUCUCUACCUGGUAACUCUGAAGGCGGUAGACAUUGAGAUCCUUCCCAGCAACAGCACCAGCACUGUAUCGCCUACAUCGAAUCAACUAGAAGAAUCACCUACAACAGUCUCAGCAACAAUUCGUGUCUCAAAAACAACGCCUCGUGGUUCCUGGCCUCCUGACGUGAGCUUCUGUGACCUGCUGUUCUGCGAUGAGGUGUUCUGCUGCCCUUCGGCUCCAGUGGGCAGCACUUUCUCCAUCAGGCCGACCUCUGAUCCAUCCAGAAACGUAACAAUAACAGGAGCAGGAAAAGAAAUAAUUAAUCACCUGAAAGCUACUGGAGACUGGCGAAACACAACCAUUCAUACGUUCAUGAUUAAAGAGAACCACCAGGUGAUUGACGGCAAAUACUGCAUGAGGGAUGAAUGUGGGCCUGAGAGAUACAUUUUUAGAGUUCCUAUCAGCCAGUUUGUCCCCGUCAACAUGAGAGUCACGCUGCUUAUGAAUUCUGAUGAAUUGUUGGUGGUUCAUCUAUGUGCUGUAGAUGAGUCCACCCCUUGUUCUGCGGGAAUGAAAGAAGGCGAUGACUCUGAACAUAGGUACCCAUCAAAUACACAGGGGGAACAUGAGUGGCCUCUUCAUGUGGCUCGCCUUCAUUACAGCUCAUAUCACUUCCGGUCUUCAGUAGCUGGUCAAGCAAACUGCAGUACUGACCACCACUUCGCGGGGGCGCUCUUUACAGAUUAUUACUUCCACUUCUACAGACGCUGCAUAAAGACAUAAACAUUAGCUUCUUCCUGAAAAUUAAUUAAAACAAAUGAUCUCAUUUAGCAGAUCUCUGCUUGUACUGACAAAAACACCCUGAAAACUUUUACUGCACUGUUGUAAUGUUGUUUUUUAUAAAUUGCAAAUGCAUUUUAUUGUGAAAGGAAGGCAAUUCUUCAGAUUACGUAACUUGUCACUUUAAAUCUGUUUUGGACACUUCUCGCUUUGUUGAUCUCGACUCAGAAAAAUUUAAAACAAAAUAAAUUCAAAAACCUGC